AUGGCAAAUGUCCAUUACACCGAGAAUCUGACUGAGGAUCAGCUGGAUGCCAUGGCAGGCAGCGAGACUCUUCGUUAUCAGGCAACUUCUUUUGGUGUUACUCGCAAUAACAAGGCAUUAAUCAAGUCCACUAACAGGCUAAGGGAUUCGCUGCUCCCCAAGGAUGAAUCGAAGCUGGCAAUACCCCUUUUGUUACUUCUUGCUCAGCAUCGUUCUGUAUGUCAUGGAACUCUCCUUCAAUACGUGGAAUUUCUUUGCAGUGCUGUGACACCGACAUCAGCAUAUGCUCAGCUAAUUCCUUCGCUUGAUGAUCUUGUCCAUCAAUACCACCUUGAUCCUGAGGUUGCUUUCUUAAUUUAUCGCCCUGUAAUGAGGCUCUUCAAGUGCCGUGGGAGUUCCGAUGUCUUCUGGCCUCUAGACAAUAAUGACACUCAGGGUAUCACCUCUGCAAAUUCAGAGUCUGAAGCUGCAGAGCAUUCUGGAAAUUUGGUUCUGGAUGUUGGCUCUCCAUCAAAGCCCGUAACGUGGUUGGAUCUUCUUAAUACUGUUAAAACGAUGUUGCCUCCAAAAGCCUGGAAUAGCCUCUCCCCUGAUCUCUAUGCGACAUUUUGGGGUCUCACGCUCUAUGAUCUUUAUGUCCCUAGAAAUUGUUAUGAGUCUGAAAUUGCGAAACAGCAUGCUGCUCUUAAGGCUCUGGAAGAGCUUUCUGAUAAUUCACACGAGGAAAAUGUCGCAUCUGUUCGUAAACGUUUAUCUCGGGAGAAGGACAAAUGGUUGAGUUCUUGCCCUGAUACUUUGAAGAUCAACGUGGAAUUCCUUCAGCGUUGUAUAUUUCCACGCUGUACUUUCAGUAUGCCAGAUGCUGUCUAUUGUGCCAUGUUUGUGCACACUCUUCAUUCCCUGGGGACACCAUUUUUUAACACAGUCAACCACAUUGAUAUUCUCAUUUGUAGAACCUUACAGCCUAUGAUAUGCUGCUGUACUGAAUAUGAAGUAGGUAGAUUUGGGAAGUUUCUGCAGGAGACGUUGAAGAUCGCAUACUAUUGGAAGGUUCACUGGAAGUGGAGUCAAAGGAUUACAAAGUUAUUGAUUCAGUGUCUGGAAUCAACUGAGUACAUGGAAAUUCGUAACGCACUCAUACUGUUGUCAAAAAUUUCUAGUGUUUUUCCAGUUACUCGAAAGACGGGUGUAAAUCUUGAAAAACGGGUUUCCAAGAUAAAGGCUGAUGAGAGAGAGGAUCUUAAGGUGUUGGCAACUGGUGUUGCUGCUGCUUUGGCUGCUAGAAAGGUUUGUCUUAAAUUUUGGAACUUGCUUUUCAGCUCAGAUAUGAAGGUAUUUAAUUUUUUUUAUCUUUCCCAUUUGCAGUCUUCAUGGAUUACAGAUGAAGAAUUUGGUAAUGGAUAUCUUGAAUUAAAGUCUGCACCACUUGCUUCAAAGUCUUCGGCUGGUAAUUCAGCAGCCACACACAGUGGUUCUACCAUUAAUAUUUCUCAAUCUGAACCUAUAGGAGGGAAAGUGGGAGCCCUUCCCUCCCAACACCCAGAAUCAUCAAACUCAGUCAAAGACCAGAUUCUGAAAACCAAAACCUCAGAUGGGAGGUGGCUCAUUGGUGAGUGGCUCCGAUGCUCAGUCACCGAUGCCCUCAGCUGCUUUACAAUCUGGAACAUCAAGAUCUAUGGAAAAUAA
Prunus armeniaca (apricot) is the source of this 1686-nucleotide messenger RNA. The record is from the annotation of a GenBank genome assembly. Lineage: Eukaryota; Viridiplantae; Streptophyta; Magnoliopsida; Rosales; Rosaceae.